This is a messenger RNA of Silurus meridionalis, 3110 nucleotides long. RefSeq names its product lutropin-choriogonadotropic hormone receptor-like. Gene Ontology annotation, biological process: male gonad development; follicle-stimulating hormone signaling pathway. Gene Ontology annotation, cellular component: membrane. The coding region runs from base 271 to 2352 and encodes 693 amino acids. NCBI's taxonomy places the organism in Eukaryota, Metazoa, Chordata, Actinopteri, Siluriformes, Siluridae. The transcript is spliced from 12 exons. Gene Ontology annotation, molecular function: follicle-stimulating hormone receptor activity; thyroid-stimulating hormone receptor activity. The record is from RefSeq and is a predicted model, not a curated record.
ACCGCUCAGCACGUAGAUGAAAACUCCAAUGGAUAACAAUUCGAAUCUUUUUUUUGGAUGAACAACAGUUGGAGAUGUGCCUGAGAGGUGACGCAGGAACGCGCACCAGGAAGAGUAGGAGUGCCCUAUGGAUGAUCUGGCAACCCCUGGUGGGAGGACCGGUUAAAAAAGAAAAAUAAGUAGGUGGGGUUUUUUUUUUUUGACUGGGGAUUGGAGCUGGAUGGCAGAUGAAUGUGCAGUGAGUGAAGCAGUAGGAGGAGGAGGAGGAUUAUGGUGUCCCGGUGCUCGUUGGCAGCGCUGCUGCUGGCGCUGGCGAUGCGCCUGAGCCGUGGGGGGAGUUUCACCUGCCCGCUGCCCUGCAUCUGCACCGCAGACACACUGAGAUGCACUGCGCAGACCGAGAGCGCAGCCCGGGGAUCGUCCUCCAACAACAACUUAAGACUGGCGCACCUGCCUUUCACAGAAGUGCAAAGGGGAACUUUUCGAGGUCUCAUUAACGUCACCAGAAUCGAAAUCUCCCAAAGUGACUCGAUCAGGAAAAUAGAAGGCGAGGCAUUUCUCUCAUUACACAGCGUUAUCGAAAUCUCAAUCCUGAACAUCAUUUACCUGUCGGCUGUAGAAGAAGGUGCCUUCACGGAUCUGCCGAGACUGAGAUACCUGAGCAUCUGCAACACGGGAAUAAAGCACUUCCCGGAUUUUUCCCGCAUCUCAUCACUGGAGCUGGAUUUCUUCUUGGAAAUGGGAGACAACAGGCAGCUACCCAGCGUCCCAGCCAACGCGUUUCGAGGCGUGUCCAGGGCGGACAUGUACAUGAAUCUCGUCCGAAACGGAUUGACUGCAAUCGACUCUCACGCCUUCAACGGGACCAGACUGGAAAAGUUGAUUCUGAAAGACAACAAGAACCUAAUCAAAAUCCACGAUGAUGCCUUCGAAGGUGCCGAAGGACCGGUUUUACUCGAUGUAUCAUCCACUGCUCUGCGCUCGCUCCCAGCCCGAGGCCUGAGAGAGGUGAAGGUUCUCGUCGCACGCUUUACACCUUCCCUAAAGACCCUCCCUCCUCUUGAGAACCUUGCAGAGCUUCAGGAGGCUGACCUCACCUACCCAAGCCACUGCUGUGCCUUUCAAACCUGGAAACGGGACAACAGGGAGAAUGCUGUAUUUGGCCGCUUUAAGAACCUAUCCAUGCUGUGCGACAUGGCUGACCAAGCAGACAUGGACCCAUCAAGUGAAGAUCUUUACGACAUAAAUUUUCACUACCCAGAUUUGGACCUGUGCGCCAGCAGCAGCUCCUUCAAGUGCACCCCGGAACCGGACGCCUUCAACCCUUGCGAGGACUUGCUGGGUCACGCCUUGCUACGUGCCAUAACGUGGAUCGUUACCGUUUUUUCUCUCGUGGGAAACCUGGCCGUGCUGCUCGUUCUGCUGAUGAGCCACCAAAAGCUGAGCGUCUCACGGUUCCUCAUGUGCAACUUGGCCUUCGCGGAUCUUUGCAUGGGCUUCUAUUUGCUGCUCAUCGCCUUGGCGGAUUACCGCUCGCGUCAAGAGUACUACAACCACGCCACGGAUUGGCAGACGGGGAUGGGAUGCGGGGUUGCUGGGUUCUUGUCUGUGUUCUCGAGUGAGCUCUCGAUCUACACCCUCACCAUGAUUACGCUCGAGCGCUGGCACACCAUCACUCAUGCCAUGCAGAUAAGCAGGAGACUGAGACUUCGCCACAUGGUCACCAUGAUGGCGAUCGGUUGGGGAUUUUCCCUUUUAAUGGCUCUGCUUCCGGUAGUCGGUGUCAGCAGCUACACGAAGGUCAGCAUCUGCCUUCCGAUGGACAUAGAAACUCCGGUUUCGCAGGGAUACGUGGUGGCCGUGUUGGCCAUAAACGUUGCGGCCUUCUUAAUGGUUUGCUCCAGCUACGCCGGGAUUUACUUGAGCGUACGGAACCCAAACGUGCCGACGCGCCACGGAGACACGAGGAUGGCCAAACGCAUGGCGGUGCUCAUCUUUACAGACUUCCUGUGCAUGGCGCCCAUCUCGUUCUUCGCCAUUUCCGCUGCUUUGCGCAUGCCUCUAAUCACGGUGUCCCAAUCCAAAAUCCUUCUCAUCCUUUUCUACCCGAUCAACUCACUGUGCAACCCUUUUCUCUACACCAUUUCCACACGCGCCUUUCGCAGGGACACGUGUCUGCUUUUAAGCCGAUGCGGCUGCUGCCACACACAAGCGGAGUACUACAGGUCGCGGGGUCUCUCUGGGGUCAUCCUGGCUCCCAGGAGGAAGAGCCUGAGGAAAUCCCGCUCGGGUCACUUCCGAGCGUACCACAUCAAGCUGCAUGGAUGUUUUUUUAACAAAGCCGCGACAUGAGCGUCACGUUUCAAACUACUGAGCCACUGACUGCUAACCUGCAGCGACCUGUGAAUGCUGUACAUACUGUGAAUACGUGAUGCAUACUGUCAAUGCUCUUUAUAUAUUUACAUUUAUUAUUUGUACGAUGGCGUUUUAUUGGCUUAUUUUAGAGUCUUUAAGGCUUAGAGAUUAAAGUAACAAUAUGAGAAUGAAGUCAUAUUUUGAGGAAAAAAAGUCACAAUUAAGAGAAUAGUUGUGGCCCUACGAGAAAAAAGUCAAAGUAUUUUGAGAAGAAAAAGUCAAACUCGGGGGCAUCAAGUCAGCCAUACGAGAGUGAAGUCGAAAUAUUUCGAGAAUAACGUCCUUGGAGUCCGGGGGUUCAAAUAUUUAAACUUUAUUCUCUUUACUUUUCACGUGGCACUAAAAGGCAGUCAGUUUUCUGGACUGUGAAACUUCUAAACUGGGUUGUUCUCUGCAGAAGCUGAAAGCAAUUGUUUUUGUUUUGUAUUAAAAAAAAUUAUAUUUAUAAUUUGCAUGAUACAGAAGUAUGGGUUUAUUUUAGUUUGGACACCUGACAAAUUCCAAGCUUCUUUCCCUAAGCAACAGUUGACCUCUGUAAGAAGUUGCACAUAAUCUAAACAUGGACCAUUAUCUUGCCUUUGACACGUUUUUUUAAGUUAAGGACUGGACUCUGUGUUUGAAACUGACCACACAAACUCUGGCUGAAUGACCCGACUUGAAGACCUGGCCAAAUUAAAGUACGAGCUAAAAGAUGA